Messenger RNA from Saprolegnia diclina VS20, 2616 nucleotides. RefSeq lists its product as hypothetical. Gene Ontology annotation, molecular function: calcium ion binding. The record is from RefSeq and is a predicted model, not a curated record. Lineage: Eukaryota; Oomycota; Saprolegniomycetes; Saprolegniales; Saprolegniaceae. The coding region runs from base 6 to 2477 and encodes 823 amino acids. The transcript is spliced from 5 exons.
GCGAAAUGGAUUUCGAGCCGGAGUAUGCUCUCCUGCGCGCAGCGACAGAGCGCGCGUGGGCGAUCGAGAAGCGGCUUGGCGUGUCCAUGCUCGACUACCACAUGGACGACAACCGGCGCAUGGAUUGGCGGACCAUCGACAUUCCGCGCGACGUCGCGUCACGCAUCGCGCACAUCGCGACCAAACUCCGGGACGAUCCGAGCAUGGAGAUGGCAGCCCCCAAACCGCUGCGUCGGAAACCUGCCGUAAAGCCCAAAGCACCGGUGGUCACGCCAGUCGCUGUACUGCCACGAGCCGCGCCCAAGCCCGAGACGCCAGCGCCUAUCGCGCCCGUCCGUGUCAUCAAACCUGCGAACGAAGCGCGUGCGACGGCCCUUCGAAAAGAGAUCCGCGACGCCCGGGCGCAGAAGGAGAACGACCGCAACAAGGCGAACGAGGCGGCCAAGAACACUCUACCAAAGCGCGUCCGCAGGCAAGAGCCACCGCCGCUGUCGGUCGCAACGGCGCCACGGAGCAUCGAGCCACUGCCAGUGUUGCAGCUCACGACACCGCCCCGCCCUUUAUUGGCCACACGCUCUCCUCCACGACCCGCCACGCCACCACUCGCUUCACCUUCUCCUCUCGCGCCCUCACAGCGCCCCGUCGUAGCGUCUGAGGCGCCCGCGCAGCCUUCCUCACCUUCCAUACCCUUUGAAGGCAAGCAAGUUCCAGACGCAUCGUCAGCUUCGGCGCCGUCUUCGCCAGUCCACGAGGACCUGCCGCCAAGGCGCGUUGCACCGACCCAAGUCCCGUCUGCGAUCGGGAAACAAGUGCUCUCGGACCACCGGACCAUGCCAUCAGCGACGUUUGGUUUCCCUGCCGACGUCGUGUAUGGCGGCGUCAGCACAGGUCCGUCCAUGACGCUGCUUCGGCGGCUCUUCAACGACCUCGACAGCGACCGCGACGGGUACCUCACCAAGCUCGAGGUCUCGGUCGCGCUGCACCGCCUCCGCAUCACGCUGCACCCGACGCGCAUCUCGCUCUUUUUCGAACAAGCGGCGCAGCUCGCACACUCGUCGCGGCGCCUCAUCGAAUUUCGGCAGUUUGCCGCGUUCGUCCUGGCCGCGCACCAACACCCGGAACGAGACGUCGCAGUGGCGCCUCCAAAGCCGCCGCCGCCACCGACGACGCCAGUGCCGGCGCCGAUUGUCGUGGCGGACACUUCAAGCGAUGCGCCGCCGAUGCACGUUGUCGAGGCGUCGGUCACCGACUACGUGGUGAAUCGCAUUGUCGAGUCGCUACAGAGCGAGAUGCCGCCAGAGGUUGCUGCGAGCCUGGACGAAAACGUGCUGCGGGAGCUCACGCGGCAGCUGCUUGCCGACCAGAGUAAGUGGCGACCCGCAGCGAGCAUCGAUGAGCUAGAGCCAAGCCAGCUCACGGAGCCACCGCCUUCAGAAGUGCACGAGCUCGAGCCGGACGACGAUAGAACCAUGCUCGACCUGGUCAAGACGCUAGUUCAAAACGAGUUGCGUCGCGAAGUGGCGACUCCGCCGAUGACGAUGCCACCGCCGCAGCCAGUGGUAGCCAAGGAAGUCACCGACAUGGCCACCGACACGACCGGCUUGGCGCCACCCGAGCCGCCAUCGCCAGUGGUCGAAGACAAGGAAGUACAAGUGGUUGCUGACGAAGGGGAGGCGGCACCGGCGCCGUCUUGGACGCUGGAGGACCUUCCAGGGAGAACCCUCCUCGGAAAGCUCCUGCACGCGUCGCCCGACCAGCGCGCGUCCAUUGCGCAGCAACGCCGCACGGACGACCCUACACCACUCAUGACGACGCUUCGGGCGCUUCGCAUGCAGCGGUUGCAGCGCACGUCCGCACCCGCUCCCCUCAAUAUCGCUCAUAUCGUGCCGGCGCCGCCCGUAAUCCCGCCGCCAAUGACAGUGGUUGACAUGCCACCGCCACCCGCGCCACCGCUGUCUCCAGUCACAGCAACUUCGUACCCGUCACAGACUCGUCACGAGCCUGAGAUGGCGCCCGCGGCCUCCAAGCUCUACGCCGUACCUUUGGAGCGCGAGGUGGUUGCGAGUCUUGCAUCGCUCUCUCGGUCGUCCGAGGUCAGCGCGAGCUUUAGCAGUGAGAGCCGCUGCGAUAGCGACCGUGGUGACGGUAUGUCUGAAGGCGAGCUCGUGGAGCCAAACACACUGAGCGACGGCGAGAUUCUGGACGACCCGCUCGUGCGAGCAACGUUUUACCACACACAAAAGCUCUCGCUGCAGCGCAAGCGGGAGCGUCGGCGCCUGUCGCCAUCGUCGUCCAUCGAAAGCGGCGAGCUCUUCCAUCAGCGAGAUAUCUUUCCCAGUCCCUGCGACAGCCCGCGCAGCGACAGCACCGGCUCACAUGCCUCCUCCUCUUCCUCGUAUUCCAAGGGCUCGUUUACGGGCUCUGUUCGUGCAACGUCGUCCACGGGCAGCUUCGAGUCGGGCCAAUAUGCGCCCUAAAGUUGACCUUCGACAUUGCGGUCUUGUGGCUGAGUAGAGGACGAAGGUGAUUGUCGUUUGGGUGCUACGCCCAUGUAUCGCACCACCAAGCGCUUUCUACGCUUUUGCAAGGAACAAGACAGUGUCUUAUUGAUUUGCC